ACUGAAGGUACAUUUCACACUUUUAUACACUCAGAUCCCAGAAUGACAGGCAGUUUUUCUUUCUGUCUGUUGCAAGACAACCCAGUUAAAGUUGUUCCCAUUGUCCUACUCUUUUUUCUCUCUGUGUCAGCUCUAGAACUGCUAUGUUUUCUGAAUAAUGUUAGAGUAUCUGCUUUGCAUGCUGAAAGUCCCAGGUUCAAUCGCUGAAAUCUCCAGGUAGAGCUAGGGAGAGACUCUUGUGUGUGAAACCCUGGAGAGCCUCUGCCAGUCAGAGUAUACAGAACUAGGCUUGAAGGACUUAAAAGAGCAAUCUAGCCGUGUCAUUCAACAGUGACAGACAACAGCUUUGCUCUAGACAUGGCAGGUGCUCUUGUUCAAAGGAAGCUGCCUUAUAUGGAGUGAGAUCAGCAGACCAUCUAACCACAAUACUGUCUGCACUGACUAGCGGUGGCUCUCUGGCAUUUCAAGUGAGAUUCCCUACCAGCCCUACCUGGAGAUUGAACCUGGGACCUGCUGCAUGCAAAGCUGAUACUCUACUCCUGAGCUAUGGCCUUUCUCCUUCUGUUUCUAGCUGCAAGCUGCUUGCUACCAUGGGGGGUUCUUCAGCCAAAAGAGUUCGGGAGAACAUGAAAUUCUGUGUAGUACUCUGGUGUUUUAAUGGGUUCUACGAUGGAUAUCCCUAGGUCAGAAGGGUUCCUUUCUGGCAUAAAUGACCACCUAGAACUGCUUGUUUAUAUGUGAUGUUACACCUUAUUUUGUCUAGUUUUUUAUAAUUUUGUAAUUGGUAUCUUUGUCUUGAUAUUGAUUAUUGACCAUAAUAAAAUGACUUGGCUAGUUGAUCCUAAUGAGAAGAAUUGCCUGCCUUUGGCUUUUGGGAUUGUUGAUGCCUAUGCAUGUUUGGCUACACAAUGUUUUUUGUGUGCUGCGGCAAAGUAGGAAGCAAGAAUUUCCUGUUCUCCCUCUUUUAAGACAUUGCUACCCAAACAGGUUGGAUAAGUUUUGAACUGGAUAGAGGCAAACUUUAGCACAAAUUUUUGUUUUGUGUAAAUAUUUAAAUAUGGGGGUUCUGUUUAGGCAUACAACUUGUUUAUCUUCAGUAUUAAACAUCAACUUGUUUAAUACUACACUUCAAGAAUGUGAGUAUCCAUUUCCCUGAAAAACUUAAUCUAUGUCUCAUACAAACUGCUUCAAAUGGGAAGUCUUUGGAAGCGAAUUUUUGCUAUACACUAUAGAAAAAUAACUUCACAGUGGUAUGAUAAAUCAUGUCAGUAAACAUAACUUUCUUUUUCAAAUAGCAUUGGGAAUGAAAGUUGCUUGCUGUUGUGGUUAGAUUAUAUUGAGAUCCUUGAUGCAGGUACCUUCUCAACCAUAAAACUAAUUUGGGUAUCAUUGGCCCAGUCACUUUCUCCCAACCUUGGGAAAGAAAGGUGGGAUAUAAACAGAAGGAAAGCACAAGCUGAAGAAUGUAUGGUGACUAUUUCACUGGGAACGUAAUGCCAAUCAAAGAAGUGCUAUAUGGUUUAUAAUCUGGAUGUGAUAACUCCCGUUAGUUUACAAUAUUAAUCUGAAUUAUAUUUAGUGUGUUGCGGGAUGGAAUGUGCCUGCUUGAAAGUUCUAUCCAGCUAUGUCUUUUUUCAGGAUUCUCCCUUCCAUGCCCCUCCCUUUUUUGUGGCUGUUUUCGAGCACAGUCAAUUAUUACUCCGUAGCCACUGAGCAUGCUCAGUCAUCAGCAGGGUUUUUUUCCUGUCUCCUUGGUUGUGAAUAAUGUUUUGACCAGCACUAAAUUCUGCACUUUGGAAACAAAGAGAAUUGUACAGUGCUUCUUUAUCCUGGAUAGUUUUAAAUAAUAUGCACAUCAAAAUGGGUGGGUUUCACAUUAUCUGCCCUUGAUUGUUUUCACAAUUCUCUACCUCCCCCCAAAAAGCUUGGCCGGACUAGCUUGCUUUAUUACGUCACUAGGCUCUAUGACGCCACAGCAGCCCUCAGAAGAUGGAAAAGGUAGGAAAGCAGAAAUACAUUCCUGGCCAAUGAUUGUCGCCUGACUUCCAGGUUGCUAGGCUUCCAUUUUAAAAACGUAUAGAUAAAACACACUAUGUAGUCUCUAUACCGCUACCACCCUUCUGAAAUUCCGGUGAGAACUGAAGCACCACAGCUUUACCCACGACGUCCCUAACAAUGCAAAAUGAUGACGCUCUAGCUCUUGGCACCAACCUCUAUGGUAAAACUCAUUUGGCAUUAUAACUAUUAAAGGCACAGAGAGAGAGGCAACGACGUUCAGACCGGAAGUGGUUGUGAACGGGUUAUUUAAAAGCCGAGGAGUGGGCGGAGCCUCGCGGAGGCGUCUAGGCAAGGCCUUUAAGAACUGGCCAAUAAGAACGUCGUCUCUUGAAGCUCCUGCCCAAUAAGGAGCGAAGGGGGGGAAGAGCCCGUGCUUCACGUAUCGCCUCAAGUCAAGCGGUUGGGUCCGUGGAGCAUCUCCGUGAGGCGGUUAUCCAUCUGGGUCUUGCGGACGAAAGGCGGCGCGGCUAUGAGGAUGGCGGCGCUGGCGAGCGCGGCCGAGCGGGCUGUACUGGAAGAGGAGUUCAAGUGGCUUUUACGAGAGGAGGUUCAUGCUGUCCUACGGCAGCUGCAAGAUAUUCUGAAGGAGGCUUCUCAUCGCUUUACUUUGCCUGUGAGCGGUUCAGAGGGACCCAUCAAGCAGGAGAACUUCAUUCUGGGUAGUUCAAACACCGACCAGGUGAAGGGAGUCCUGACACUUCAGGGAGAUGCCUUGUGCCAGGCUGAUAUUAACUUAAAAAUGCCCAGGAAUAACCAACUCCUACACUUUGCAUUCCGGGAUGAUAAACAAUGGAAACUCCAACAGAUCCAGGAUGCAAGGAAUCAUGUCAACCAAGCGAUCUACCUGCUUACCAACAGAGGCGCCAAUUACCAGUUCAAGACAGGAUGUGAGGUCCUCAAGUUGAUGGAUGCAGUGAUGCUGCAGUUGACAAGAGCUCGGAAUCGGCUCACCACUCCAGCUACUUUGACUCUGCCAGAAAUCGCCUCUAGUGGUGUUACGAAAAUGUUCACUCCUGCUCUGCCUCCAGACAUCCUCGUCAAUUUCUACAUCAACCUGAAUAAGCUCUGCUUGACUGUCUAUCAGCUGCAUGCUCUGCAACCCAGUUCUACAAAGAACUUCAGACCGGCUGGAGGGUCCAUACUGCACAACCCAGGGGCCAUGUUUGAGUUCAACAACCAAAGAUAUGAAGUGAACCAUGUCCACAAAGUGGAGUGUGUCGUCCCCUGGCUGAAUGACGCCCUCGUUUUUUUCACGGUCUCCCUACAGCUGUGCCAGCAGCUAAAGGACAAGGUCGGGUGGUGGAAAGAGAGAACAUGGUUGGCAAAGGGCAUUCCUUGCUUUUGGGGUCCAGGGGAGGCUGCUGGAUGUUGAAAGUAUUUUGCAGCGGCAGCCAGUGUGAUGCCCUACAGGCUGCUGGACUGCCGUCAUCCCUGACCUUUAACUAUGCUACCUGGGGCUGAGUGGGCAUGUGGAGGGCACCACGUUGACUACUUCUGGUAUACUUAGUGAAGUGUUAGUUCUGUAUCUGAUGCAGAAAAAGGAGACACUGGGGGCAAGGCAAAUAGCAUUGGAUUGUGUGAAACUUAAAAGCAUAUGUCCUGCUGAUGUAUAGAUAGUAACCCUUAGCAAUGAUAUAGCACACUUAGAGCAUUUAAACUGCUACAGGUAAGUCUAUUUCAAGUAAAAUGCAAAGGAAAAAUAAGCCAACAGCAUUGUCAAGGUAGGUUGAUAUUAUCCCCAUAUUUCAGAUUUGGGAGGGUGGGAUGUGGAGGCUUAGAGAACCUCCAAACUUGUGACAAAAGUGAGAUUUGAAUUCAGGAUCCCCAUUCCCUGCUCAUUCUUGGAGUCCACACCAAUUAGCUUCUUACAGCAGGGAUGGGAAACCUUAGGUUGGGGGUUUCCCAAACUGAUGUCUUGAGCAUGAGCAUGAUGCGGCUUCUGACAACCUCUCCCCCUCUUAUUUUCCAGAUCUCUGUGUUUUCUGGCUACUGGAACUACAGGCUCUACUGAUCCUGCAUCAAACAGUGGUCCAUUUGCAAUUUCAGCCACUCUCUCUCUCUCUCCCCCCGGGAGGAAAUCAUUGUAUAAGCUGUGUAUGUGUGAAGAUUUACUGGAUCCCACUGUUCAUGGUGGCAGCUGGGUAGGCACCAUGCCCAGUGUUGGCAUCCUCAUGUGUUGAAUAUCAUUAUUUAUUAGCACUUUAGAAGUACACCUAUUCCUUUCCAAGCUGGUGAACACUAGUCAAAUCCCAACCCGCUAGCGCAGGGAAUGGGGGGGGAGUCUGUGGCUCUCCAAAUGUCACAGGACUGCAACUCCCAUUCUCCCUGACCCACUGGCCAUGCUGGCUGGGACUGGUGGGAGCUGAAGUCUAGCAAGACUUGGAGGGCCGCAGGCUCCCCCUUUCCCUGCAGUAGAGGAAAAGGUGUGAUUGUGAACAGGGAAAAUGAAGCCAGGGCUGGACUGUUCUGGAGGGAUGACAAGAGGGACCAACUUGGUGUGUGUGGUGGGCCACAAAGAGCCAUUCCUUCCUCGUCAUAUUUUUGGUUUGCUGUCCCUUCCAUCACCGCCACCAAAUCUCUUGUACCAAUGUGGAAUAUUCAUCUCUACGAUUUAACCCCAGCGGCGUCGGGAACAAUGUUCUUUCGGUGGGAAGCCAGAGGCACCACCUCCAUCAUGUCUUCCAUUGAGCCAUCGCUAUGCCCAUCUACCACUAAGCAAUGCAAAACUAUACAUGUUUGUCUUGGUGGCAGAGUGGUCGGUUGCUGCUAAACUUGAACAAAUCAUUCCUUGAACUGGUCUGCUGUUGUCGUUAAAUAAAAAUCCCUGACCGUU
Messenger RNA from Zootoca vivipara (common lizard), 4891 nucleotides. RefSeq names its product rogdi atypical leucine zipper (gene ROGDI). NCBI's taxonomy places the organism in Eukaryota, Metazoa, Chordata, Lepidosauria, Squamata, Lacertidae. The record is from RefSeq and is a predicted model, not a curated record. Gene Ontology annotation, cellular component: RAVE complex.